AUGUACGGUGGCACGAAUGAAGAGUCCACAAAGCCGCUGCUCAUCUGUCUACACGGUGGCCCCGGCAUGUCGAAUCGGCAAGAGACAUCUAUCUAUUCCAUGUUUGAAACCCGCCUCCGCGUUCUCAUCUACGAUGCCCGUGGAAGCGGACUAAUCCUCAACAGCGCUUGGGCCGACGGUGUUGCUGGUGCCAUGGGCGCGCUAGCUAAUGUGAUAAGAUGGGAAGUAACGGCAACCUCUGUCAACUUAUUACAAGGGUGUCACAGGCCUAUAGCCAUCAAGCAAAUCGAGACCAUCAGGGUAGACGUCGAUCGCCAGAAGCGAGUGUGGUCGGGCACGUUACUGGAUGAUGGCGACUUUUUAGACGCUGUCGUAGAGCUGCUACUUGUCACUGCAGCCGCAAACCCCAGAACGUCUAUGGACACCAACUAUUGCGAAGGCGUGCAGCUUCAGGAAAAUGACUCUCUAGCAGCAGAAGCGCUUGACAAAUUUUCUCGCGGCCAGGGCAACACGGAAGUCGUCUCAGAGACAGAGACUGGGGCAAAUGUACGGAUAUACGAUGAUAGUUGGAAGCUUUUGGGGCUUAUUCACCCGCAAACCUUCGCUGCUACACAGAACACAGCCUUUCACGAUAAUAUGCCGCGAUUCCAAGUGCUCGACAGGCUGUGUGAGGUUCAGGGCCCCUUUUACAUGCCCUACCAGGGCAAGAGGACAAAUUCGGCCGUGUACUGUUAA
Messenger RNA from Grosmannia clavigera kw1407, 735 nucleotides. RefSeq lists its product as uncharacterized. Bases 1 to 735 code for a protein of 244 amino acids. The record is from RefSeq and is a predicted model, not a curated record. The transcript has 3 exons. Lineage: Eukaryota; Fungi; Ascomycota; Sordariomycetes; Ophiostomatales; Ophiostomataceae.